GUGCCAAGUAGUUGCUGGUGUGAAGAUAUUGCGCAUAUCCUUACAAACAGUCAUUUCCUAUACAGCUUAAAAAGGAAAUUGCUUGUUUCAGGAAACAGACAGAGUGAGCUGUCUUUUGCAAUUGAAAUCGAGCCAUCAUGUCAGAGGAUCAAAACAGAAUAACAAGCAUGGAGGUGGACACUGCGUUUGUCAAAUCCAAGAGGGGGCUCCUGAAAGUAGCAGAGAUGGCAACUCUGCUUGUGGCGUUUGUGUGUUUCGCUGUAGCAUCCAGACCAAAAUACAUCACAGCCACAGCGUUGGAGUUUCUGAUCACUUCACUUCUGUUGUUGCUGUACAUGUUCAAACUCAACAAGAGGCUGACAUUCUUCUUCUGGCCUCUCGUUGAUGUUUUUAAUUCAGUGUUUGCAGCAGUCUACUUUGUUGUCUUGAGCAUCCUGGCGUUGACUACAUACACUGUCACAGGCACACUGGUUGGAGGGAUAUUUGGUUUGAUGUUAGCUGGGCUGCUGUGUGCAGACAGCUACGUGCUUUUCAAGGACAUCACAUUCAACAGGCCAAGAAGUGAAACCCAGAAUCAAGACAACCAAUGAACACAUUAAUUACAGUCAAUUAAAUCUGUACUAUGUGAGCAUUAACAAGUUCAAACCUCUACCACUGAUGAGCUUAUAAUGCAAGGCUGUACUGUACAUUAUGAUUCAAAGUUUCUACCACUUUUCAACAUAUUAAAGAGAUUCCAGCUGUAGUAAAUUAGCCUAAAUAUGUUUUUCGAUAUUUUUUAAUUGACACAAAUCUAAUGGAAAUAUCAAUAAAGAUUGUUCUUUGCCUCGUGA
Molecule: messenger RNA, 830 nt
Organism: Sebastes umbrosus (honeycomb rockfish)
Lineage: Eukaryota; Metazoa; Chordata; Actinopteri; Perciformes; Sebastidae
Product: chemokine-like factor
Exons: 4
Coding region: 138-590 (150 amino acids)
Cellular component (GO): membrane
Source: RefSeq, a predicted model, not a curated record